UAAGUAUAUUUUCUUCGUGCCAUGAACAACAAGAAAACUAGAAGAAACGAUUUGAGGUUAUCUCUUUACAAAUCGUGAUGCAAAGUAAUGAUUAAAGUGAUCGAAAUAUUUCGUUAAUGAAGUAAUUGUUUAAUUACCACACGUCUGAGUUAUUACCGAAGGAAUUUGAGAAUGGCCGAGAUAGACAACGAGGAGCAAUUGCCUCAGAAUCUCGGCGACGAUGUCGUUCAAGAAGUUCUCAAGACCGGCACCGAUCUACGCCAGUAUUCUAGACAAAUCGAAAAAGAACUCAAGGAAGUCGAGAACAAGUCGAUCCAAGAUUAUAUCAAAGAGAGUGAAAAUAUAGCUAGUCUACACAAUCAGAUUGCUGCUUGUGAUAAUAUCUUGGAGAAAAUGGAAUCAAUGUUGAUGAAUUUUCAGUCAGAUUUAGGAAGUAUCAGCUCCGAAAUACUUUGUUUACAACGUAAAUCUGUUGCUAUGAGCCAACAAUUAUCUAAUAGACAAGUAAUACGUGGCCCGCUCAGUCAGUUUAUCGAAGAUAUGACAGUGUCUGAAGCUUUGAUCGCUGGUAUCAUGGAUUGUCCUGUGACUGAGAAGGAAUUUUUAAUUCAGUUACAAAACCUAAAUCACAAAAUUAACUUUGUGAAAGAGCAAAGUUUUAAAGAUGCAAAAUCUUGUCUAGAUGUUACAGAUAUACUAGAAAAGUUAAAAAUUAAGGCAAUGACAAAGAUUAGGACAUACUUAUUAGAGCAAAUUUAUAAAUUUAGGAAACCUAUGUCAAAUUAUCAAGUUCCACAGAAUAAUAUGCUAAAAUAUAAGUUUUUCUUUGAGUUUGUUUUGGCAAAUGAGAGAAAUGUGGCAGAGGAAAUCUGUGGAGAAUACAUUGAUACUAUGAGCAAAAUAUAUUAUUCAUAUUUCAAGAUGUACUCGUCGAAGCUGAUGAAAUUACAGUUUGAAGAGAGAGCAUCAAAGGAUGAUUUAAUGGGAGUUGAAGAUACAGCAAGUAGAGGUAUAUUUCAUAAAACAACAUUAAAACACAAAGGUACUGUUUUUUCAAUAGAUACAAGGGGUGAAGUUUUGUCUUCUCAAUUGGAAGCAUCUAUAAUUGUACCACACACUGCCAAAACACGGUAUCACUAUGAAGCACUAUUCAGAAGCGAACAAUACGCUUUAGUUGAUAAUGCUUGCCGAGAAUAUUUAUUCCUGCUUGAGUUUUUCAAGGCUCGUAAUACACAGGCGUUAGAUAUUUUCAAUCAAAUCAUGGGAAAAACAUUAAGCCUUAUGAUAAAAAAUUUGCAAUCAUUUGUCGAUGAUUGUUAUGAUACAAUUGCUCUAUUUCUUUGCUUGCAUUUGGUAAUGCGUUAUCAAUUGAUUUGUCACAAAAGAGCUGUACCAGCAUUGGAUAAAUAUUGGGACACUUUAACAGCCAUAAUUUGGCCUAGAUUUCACAUGGUGUUUCAGUUAAAUAUACAGAGUAUAAAAGAUUGUGACCCGUUAAAAUUGAACAAAGAAACUGGCCCACAUUAUAUUACCAGAAGAUAUGCGGAAUUUAGCGCAGCAAUCGUAAGUGUAAUUGAGGGAUUCCCUUGCGAAGGAGCAACUCAAUUACUAGCAGAACUGAGAGAAGCUGUACAAUGUUUCUUGUUUAGAAUGGCAGCCAUCUUCCAAAAUCGGAUGCAACAAUUAAUAUUUCUUAUUAAUAAUUAUGAUCUGGUACUUGGAGUAUUAAUGGAGAGAACACGAGACAAUUCCAAGGAAGCGGAGAGCUUUCGAGAGCAAUUGAACGCGCGUUCCUCCGAGUUUGUCGAGGAAGUCUUGAGCCCGCAUUUUGGUGGUAUAAUCCAGUUGGUGAAGGAAUCGGAGGCUCUAAUUGAAAAGGGUCAAGCCGACGAUUUGAAAAGGCAGGAGGGGAAAGCAUUGGCAUUGGUGCAAUCUUUCACAAAUAAUUGGAAACGAGCAUUAGAAGAAAUACAUCGGGAAGUAUUAAAAUCGUUUCCCAACUUAGUACUCGGCGGUGCCCUAGUGCAACGCGCAAUGACGCAGUUGGUACAGUAUUAUCAUCGCCUUCAUAAGAUCCUGCCGCCGAAUGCACGCACGCAACUUACAAACAUACAUCAUAUAAUGGUAGAAAUUAAAAAAUACAAGACAAAUUAUUAGGCAACUUCUUGACGAAGUUGAUCCAAACCUAAAGGAUGAUCAAAACCUUAGCUACUUAUUAUAUAAUAAAAGAAUUAUCUCCUAAUAUUGUAUAUAAUAUUUAACUAUUAUAGCUAUUUAAAAGUGAUAAUUAUUUAUUAAGCAAAGAUGUGAAUUUUGUUUUAUUACUAAAUAUUCUUUCCUUGGUGCAAAAUUGGGAGAAUAUAAAUAUAAUCUUUUGCGCAGAGAAAUAAAUUCUGUACAUUUAUUUAUAAAAUAAUACAAACUACAAAUAAGAUGCUAAGUACAUUCACAGUAUCGCAUUACCAUUCUAUACAAUAGUGAUUAAUUCUCUGUAUUCUUAUGCACGUGGCACGAGUACAUUGAACCACUGUAAUAUAUAUAUAUAUAUGUGUGUGUGUAUGUGUGUGUGUGUGUGUGUGUCGCGCGCGCGCGCGUG
Molecule: messenger RNA, 2596 nt
Organism: Cataglyphis hispanica
Lineage: Eukaryota; Metazoa; Arthropoda; Insecta; Hymenoptera; Formicidae
Gene: Vps52
Product: vacuolar protein sorting-associated protein 52 homolog
Exons: 9
Coding region: 172-2157 (661 amino acids)
Biological process (GO): Golgi to vacuole transport; endocytic recycling; retrograde transport, endosome to Golgi
Cellular component (GO): GARP complex
Molecular function (GO): syntaxin binding
Source: RefSeq, a predicted model, not a curated record